Lagopus muta (rock ptarmigan) is the source of this 2943-nucleotide messenger RNA. RefSeq names its product cytochrome P450 27C1. Gene Ontology annotation, molecular function: heme binding; oxidoreductase activity, acting on paired donors, with incorporation or reduction of molecular oxygen; iron ion binding. The record is from RefSeq and is a predicted model, not a curated record. The transcript has 10 exons. Gene Ontology annotation, cellular component: mitochondrial inner membrane. NCBI's taxonomy places the organism in Eukaryota, Metazoa, Chordata, Aves, Galliformes, Phasianidae. Bases 805 to 2439 code for a protein of 544 amino acids. Gene Ontology annotation, biological process: cellular response to peptide hormone stimulus; cortisol metabolic process; glucocorticoid biosynthetic process.
AAACAUGAAAAUGAGCUGAACUGCUUAGAUGUGUGAGCAGAAGUGUGGAUUUACAGUAUAGUUCCUAUGCUUGGACUACUGCCACCUCUAGAAACUCCUCUGAGAAAAAAUAGACCUGUGCAGCUGAAUUGAGGAAGAGCUGAGGUGACCAUUGCGACUAGUUGGAAAGCACUGGAUAUUUUCUACAAAAGUUGACACAAGGUACAUCAUUUCACAAACAUACCUCUCUGUAAUACGAAUAACAUCCCUGGUUGUUGUAACUUACAGGAAUGUAAGCUUGUAGUAUUGCAGUGGGAAAACCAUUGCUGUUUUCUGUGAAUGUAGCAGUGUUUCUAUAUAUAUGUUCUUGGAUGACAAAUGAUACUGAGAGAACUUCUCACAGAAAAUACUGUUUUCUAACAUAUGGGAGGGUGGGGGAAGGAGAAGAUAAGAAGGUGAGUUUGGGGCCUUUGUAAUGAAGGAGAAAGUUGGGAUAACCCACAUGUGAGAUUUUGCCAAAGCAAUUGGGGAAAGAGGAAAAAAGUAAACUUGGACUGCAUGCUUAAUGGGCAAACUUAUCUGAUUUGAAUUAUACGAAAUAAUAGGUUAGUUCUAUUCAAGUCUCAUCCCAGACCCACCCCCCUUUUCCAGCCCUAGGGGAGGGAGCGUUAAAUAAUGGUCUGUGUAAACUGAUGCUCAUGCAGUAAGAGUUUGGAGUAGUGCUGCUUGUACAAGUUAAAGCAGGCAGCGAAGAAAGAACAACCAAAUAAAAAGCAGCUGCAGGGGGGGGGAAAUAAUAAAAGUGGACCUUCCUGAAAUUAAGACAUGUCUUUCCUGACGAGAGUUCUGACCACGAAAUGCAAGCAGACACUUGAAUCCGAGAGGACUUACUUCCAGCACGCGCUUUUUGUCAGCAGGUUUCACCAGGCGCCCGUGCCGUCGGGCAGUCAGUCCCUGGAGGUGAGGAGCGGCGCGGGGAACAAAGCGGCGCGGCCGGGGGAGCUGCUGGAGCCCUCGCCGCAGCUGGGCAGGGUGAAGAGUUUGCACGAAAUGCCCGGACCCAACACCCUCUACAAUCUCUACGAGUUCUUCUGGAAGGACGGCUUCGGCCGCAUUCAUGAGAUCCAGCAAAAACACACUCAGGAAUAUGGAAAGAUCUUCAAGUCUCACUUUGGUCCCCAGUUUGUUGUAUCCAUUGCAGAUCGAGAUAUGGUUGCUCAAGUACUCCGGUCAGAAGGUAGAGCACCACAGAGAGCUAACAUGGAAUCGUGGCAGGAAUACAGAGACUUAAGAGGAAGAGCUACAGGACUAAUUUCAGCAGAGGGGGAACAGUGGCUAAAAAUGAGAAGUGUACUGAGGCAAAAAAUUCUGAAACCCAAAGAUGUGGCGAUUUACUCUGGAGGAGUCAAUGAAGUUAUCACAGAUUUAAUUAAAAGAAUCUACACCCUCAGAAGUCAAGAGGAAGAUGGGGAAACGGUGACCAAUGUUAAUAAUCUUUUCUUCAAGUACUCAAUGGAAGGUGUGGCUACUAUUCUGUAUGAAUGCAGGUUGGGCUGCCUGGAAAACAACGUCCCACAGCAGACCGUCGAAUAUAUCGAGGCUCUGGAGUUGAUGUUCAGUAUGUUUAAGACCACAAUGUAUGCAGGUGCCAUUCCCAGGUGGCUUCGUCCGUUUAUUCCAAAACCCUGGAGAGAGUUCUGCAGAUCCUGGGAUGGACUCUUCAAAUUUAGUCAAAUUCAUGUUGACAACAAAUUGAAGUCUAUUCAGUCUCAACUGGAUCAAGGAGAAGAAGUGAAUGGUGGGCUACUUACGUACCUCCUUGUGAGUAAGGAGCUUACUUUGGAGGAGAUCUAUGCCAAUAUGACUGAAAUGCUUCUGGCAGGAGUGGACACAACUUCUUUUACUUUGUCCUGGGCAAUAUAUAUGUUGGCAAAGCACCCUGAGGUUCAACAACGUGUUUAUGAGGAAAUCAUCGAUAAGCUGGGGAAAGACCAAGCUCCUGUUGCUCGUGAUGUUCCCAAAUUGCCUUUGAUUAGAGCUGUGCUGAAGGAGACUCUGAGGUUAUAUCCUGUAUUGCCAGGAAAUGGAAGAGUGACCCAGAAAGACUUGAUUGUUGGAGGAUACUUAAUACCUAAAGGGACGCAGCUGGCACUCUGUCAUUAUACUACUUCAUACAGUGAAGAGAAUUUUCCAAUGGCCAAUGAGUUCCGGCCCGAGCGCUGGCUGAGGAAAGAUAAUUUGGACAGGGUUGACAAUUUUGGUUCCAUCCCCUUUGGUUAUGGCAUUCGAAGUUGUAUUGGAAAAAGAGUUGCAGAACUGGAAAUUCAUCUUGCACUGAUUCAGUUGCUUCAGAAUUUUGAGAUUAAAAUUUCUCCCAAAACUGAACCAGUUCACGCCAAAACCCACGGACUUCUGACUCCUGGAGGCUCCAUCAAUGUGAGAUUUUCUGACAGAAAGUGAGACUGAGAUAUUUUGGAAAUACUUGUGUGACUUUCAGGGGAACAGGCUUGCAUCUAAUGGACGUUUGAUCGUAACAUGUUUUCUGGUUUGUAGUUUCUUUACAGUAUGACCAAGUAUUAUGUUCUGCCUUGUACCUAGCAGCACAUAACAAAAGUUACCUCUCUUGUAAUUGAAAAUUACACAUUUGAAAAUACAUGCUAAACAGUUCCUUCUUGCACUGGCAUUCUCCUAUUUGUAUUUCAAAUUGUAGCAGCACGUGCAUUGGAAAAAGAAAAAAGAAAAAAAAAAAGUAAAACUCAAGACAUGUUUUUGUCAUUCAGUGAUUUUAUUACACUAUUUUAUAGUAAAAGUCAGUUAUUCUUGUGAGUUAUUAGAGAGCAAAAGAAUUGUUAUCUGGUAUUAGCUGCAUUUAGGAGUUUGUGUCUUUGUUUUUUGUCCUCCAAGUGUGUUCUUUAAAAAUUUCUGUGUAACGUUAAAAAUGAGGUGAUUUUCUCUUGUCUGUAA